UUUGUUAACCAAAGGUGUUAAGGUUUAGAAGGCACAGGUUGAAAGCUGAAACAUGGAGCUCUCUGUAAUACUUUCCAUCUGCUGUUUGCUCAGUCACACAUUAAAAGGUGAAGUUGCUGUGACACUAAAGGCACCAGAACAUGUUGACCUGCAAGUCGGUGAUCUUCGGAACAUCAGCAUUGCACCAAGUACACUCCUGCAAGAAACUCUUGUUAUCACAUUCAAUGUGAUAUUCUCAUCCAAACAGACUUCAGUUGUUGAACUGCCUGAAAAUAUUACAUUGCCUUCUCACUCAAUGAAUUCAACAGUUUUCCAAGUUAAAGGAGUUGAAGUUGGUCAGGCCACCGUGUAUCUUCAAAACAACAGUAGCAGCAAUAUAACCAGAACUCUUGCAAGAAUUCAUUUUCUGGUGGUGCAGAGUAAUGCCCUGAGAAUAGUAUGUCAGGUGAUUGGCUGGAUUUACUUCUUGGCCUGGUCCAUCUCGUUCUAUCCCCAAGUGAUUGAAAACUGGAAACGGAAAAGUGUGGUUGGAUUGAAUUUUGAUUUUCUGGCACUUAAUCUGACCGGUCACAUUGCAUAUGGAAUGUUUAACAUUGGCCUCUUCUGGAUUCCGUAUAUUGAGAAACAGUUCCUGAAGUGUAACCCUGGUGGGGUGAACCCAGUGCAAGGCAGUGACGUCUUCUUCAGCCUGCAUGCAGUCCUAUUAACAAUGCUUACAAUCUGUCAGUGUUGUUUAUAUGAGAAAGGGGAGCAGAAAGUGUCAAAGGUUACAAUUGGACUACUGGUGGCUGCCUGGCUUUUUGCUCUUAUCACCUUGUUUGUGACUAUAGCUGACAAAAUCACGUGGCUGCAGUAUCUCUACUACUUCUCCUACAUCAAACUUGUAAUCACACUCAUCAAAUACAUCCCUCAGGCCUACCUGAAUUAUCAAAGGAAGAGCACAGUCGGUUGGUCCAUUGGCAAUGUGCUGCUAGAUUUUACUGGAGGCAGUUUCAGCAUUGUGCAGAUGUUCUUACAGUCUUAUAACAAUGAUGAAUGGUUGCUGAUUUUUGGAGACGCAACAAAGUUUGGGCUUGGAUUGUUCUCAGUUCUGUUUGACGUUUUCUUCAUCGUGCAGCAUUAUUGUUUGUACCGACACAAGCCUGGCUACAGGUUACUGAAUGCAGAUAACUGAGACUGUUUCUGCACAACACAUCAAAACACUGGUUGGCUCUGGCAACUGUUCAUUGGGCAAAUCAUAGUUCACAAGAACUGAAUGCCAAUAACAGUUGUGAAUGAAACAACAACUCCACAUCACUCAGUAAAGCCAAGGUGCUGCUUACUCUUUUUAAAUGGAAGACAUGCAAGUGUCUGGUUUCCAAGGUUUCAACUGUUACAAAAGCUCCAAUUUCUCCUUCGGAAGCAGUUGAGUCUUUUCAUUGCAAAAAUGUUGUUUCUGUUGGAUCCACCAUCAGCCCCAAGGCCCAGACUAUGAUCCAUCAGCCCUGAGAUUGCUGUGAUCCAAGGAGAAGGACACCAUCCGCUUGGACCAACGGCCCUGGCACCCACCAAUAAUGAGCAAGGCUGCAGACUUGCCAGCUUUAGCCACAUCCAUGGAACAUAUUUUUAAACAUCUGCAGGAUUUCUCUUAAGCCCAUAAAACUCAGAAUAAUGUUGCAAUGAAAAUGUAAUUGAUUCAAAGCAUAAGUAAGCCAUCAUGUGAGGUUCUGCCUGAAACGUUAAACCUGUUCAUCUCCACAGAUGCUGCCUGAACCUGCUGAGUAUUUCCAGCAGUUUUGUUUUAAUUUGCUUGAACUAAGCCUGCCUCCUGUAAUUUUAAACUCUCAUUCAGAAAUUAGACUUGCCGCUCUCUUGGUGCUAAUAGGAGUGGGGAUGGUCAAAGAGAUUCUUGAGUUAAAAUUUGUUGGUGGUUCAUUCAUGGAAUCAUAUAAAGGUUACAGCCUGUCAUGCCCGUGCUGGCCCUCUGAAGCAGCAAUUCCUGUGUCACUCCCCUGGCUUUUCUCAUAUCCCUUAAAAUUUUUCCUUUUCAGAUAAUGAUCCAAUUCAGGCAGCGCAUCCCAGACCCUAACCACUGGAUUGACCCUGCCUCCACCACACUCUCAGGCAGCGCAUCCCAGAUCCUAACCACUCGCUGUGUGAAAACGUUUUUCUUCAUGUCGUCAUUGCUUCUUGUGCCAAUUGUCUUAAAUCUGUGUUCUCUAUUUCUCGAUCCUUCCUCCAAUGGGAGCGCUUUCUAUCUAUUCUGUUCAGGCUCCUCAUGAUUUUAAACAACUCUCAAAUCUCAACCUUCUCUUCAAGGAAAGCAGUCCUGGCUUCUCCAAUCUAUCUACAUAACUGAAGUUCCUGACCUCUGGAACAAUCCGUAAAUCUUUUCUGCACCCUCUCUAAUGCCUUCACAUCCUUUCCUAAAGUGUGGAAAACUAGAUGCAAUACUCCAGUUGAGGCCAAACAGUGUUUUAUACAGGUUUAACAAAACUCCCUUGAUUUUGUACUCUAUUUUCCUGUUGAUGAUGCCCAGGAUGCUGUAUGCUUUCUUAACCACUCUCUUAAGCUCUCUUGCCACCUUCAAUGAUUUAUGCACACAUAUACCUAGGUCCUCUGCUCUAGCACCCCUUCUAGAAUUAUACUGUUUAGUUUAUAUUGUCUGUGUUCUUCCUACCCAAAUGAAUCACUUCACACUUCUCUGCAUUAAGUUUCAUCUGCCAUUUGUCUGCCAUUCCAUCAAUCUGUCUGUCCUUUUGAAGUUCUACAUUAUCCUCCUCACAAUUCAUAAUUCUUCCAAGUUUCAUAUCACCCACAAAUUUUGUAAUUGUGCCCUGUACAACAUGGUCUAGGGUCCUACCGCUGAUCCUUGGGGAAUUCCACCACAAAUAGUCAUUUGGUGGUACAGAACUUGUGUUGCUGAGUAAAGAGUCAUGCUAUCGUUGCUUUUUGUCUUGCAGUCAUCUGGACAGAUACUGCAGUACAAAUUGUUGUUCCCGUUACAAUUGGUAUUCUUGCAAACCUGUCCUGAUGAGUGCAAGAUGAAAGACUUCAGCAUGUCCUUUUUUUUUUCAGCAUUACUCCAAUAUAAACCUUCCUCCAGUUUGAAAAGCAAACAUUCACCACUACUUUGUUUUCUGUCCAUAUGCCAAUUUCAUAUCCAUACUGCGAAUGCCCCUUUUAUUCCAUGAGCUCUAACUUUGCUCACAAGUCUGUUGUGCAGCACCUUAUCAAAAUGCCUUUUGGAAGUCCACGUACACCCCACCAACAGCGCUGCCCUCAUCAAUGCUAUCUGUCACUUCAUUGAAAAGCUCAAGCAAGUUAGUUAACACCAUUUUGCCCUUAACAAAUCCAUGCUGGUUUUCCUUAAUUAAUUCGCAGUUGCCCAAAUAACUAUUAAUUUCGUCCUAAGUUAUUGUUUCUAAAAGCUUCCCCACCACUGAGCUUAAACUGACUGGAUUAGCUUUUCUUUACACCUUUUUUGAACAAGGGUGUAACAUUUGCAAUUUUCCAGUCCUCUGGCACAAUCCCUGGGUUUAGGGAAGCUUGGUAAGAAAGCCGAAGUAUAGAAAGUGCAGGGAUGAAAUCAAAAAGGAAAUUAGGGAAGCAAAGAGAGGCCAUGAAAGAAUAUUGGCAAGCAAAAUCAUUGAGAACCCAAUGAUAUUUUAUCAAUACAUUGAGUUAAACGAUAACGAAGGAAAAAGUGGGGCCAUAAAAGACCAAAAAGGCAACCUAUAUGUGGUGGCGGAUGAUGUGGGUAUGGUUCUUAAUGAAUACUUUCUGUCUUCAGAGAAGGGGGGUCAAUGCAGACAUUGUAGUUGAGGAAUGUGAAGUAUUGGAUGUGAUAAACAUAGGAAGAGAGGAAGUAUUAAGCAGAUUUGCAUUCUUGAAAUUGGACAAAUCAGCAGGGCUGGAUGAAAUGUCCCCCAGGUUGUUAAGAGAAACCAGGGAGGAAUAGCGGAUGCUCUGACCCAUUUUCCAAUCCUCACUGGAUACAGGUGUGCUGAGGAUUGGAGGACUGCUAACAUUGUACCUUUGUUUGGAAACAGAGAGAAGGAUAAGCAGAAUAAUUACAGGCCAGUCAGUCUAACGUCAGUAGUGGGCAAAUUAUUGGAAUCAAUUCUGAGAGACAGGAUAAACUGUCACUUAAAGGCAGAGAGUAAUCAAGGACAGUCAGCAUGGAUUGGUUAAGGGAAGGUUGUGUCUGAGGGUAGUGCAUUAAAUGUGGUCUUUAUGGAUUUUAGCAAGGCUUUUGACAAGGCCCACAUGGCAGACUGGUUUAAAAAAAUAAAAGCCCAUGGGAUCCAAGGGGAUGUAGCAAGCUGGAUACAAAUUGGCUCAAUGUAUAGAACAGUGGUUAAUUGUUGAUGGGUGUUCUUGCGAACGGAGGGCUGGUAUCAGUGGGGUUCCAGUACUAGGCUCCCCAGCUUUUUGUGGUAUAUAUUAAUGAUUUGGACAUAAAUGCAGGGGCUAUGAUAAAGAAGUUUUGCUGAUGACACAAAAAUUGGCCACAUGGUUGAUAGUGAGGAGGGAAGCUGUGGACUCAAGAAGAUAUCAAUGGACUAGUCCGGUGGACAGAAAAGUGGCAAAUGAAAUUCAACCCAGAGACGUGUGAGGUGAUGCAUUUGGGGAUGUCAAACAAGGCAAAGGAAUAUCCAAUAAAAGGGUUGAUAAGGUGGCUAAGAAGCCAUUUGGUAUCCUUUCCUUUAUUAGCUGUGGUAUAGAAAAUAAGAGCAGGGAGGUUAUGCUGGAACUGUAUAAAACACUAGGCCACAUCUUGAGCGUUGUGUGCAACUCUGGUCACCUUAUUACAGAAAGGAUGUAGUUGCAUUAGAGGGUACAGAGCAGAUUUAUAAGUAUGUUGCCAGGGCUGGAAAAUUGCAGCCAUUAGGAAAGGUUGGAUAGGCUGGGGUUGUUCUACUUGGAACAGAGGAGGCUGAGGGGAGAUUUGAUUAAGAUAUACAAAAUUGUAUGGGGCCUGUAUAGAGUGGAUGGGUAGGGCCUAUUUCCCUUAGCAAAGUGGUCAGUGACUACAGGGCAUAGAUUUACCACCCUCACUCUGGGGUGGUGUUUGGUCUGAUCCUACACUUAACACAUUGACCUUGUGGACAAUCUAUGCAUCUUCUCGGGUGGUUUGCCUGACUUUGGUACUUAUUUGGACUUUCAUUCACUCUAUUGAAUCCACAACUUCCUUUUGUACAGAUUGCUGCCUCUCUGAAGCUUCUUAAUUUUUGUUUACAUUUUCAAUUUACAGAUUAUAAGUACAACUUGUCAAAUUAAAAUAAAUAUUUUUCUUAAUAAAA
Molecule: messenger RNA, 5285 nt
Organism: Carcharodon carcharias (great white shark)
Lineage: Eukaryota; Metazoa; Chordata; Chondrichthyes; Lamniformes; Lamnidae
Product: cystinosin-like
Exons: 11
Coding region: 53-1174 (373 amino acids)
Biological process (GO): L-cystine transport
Cellular component (GO): lysosomal membrane
Molecular function (GO): L-cystine transmembrane transporter activity
Source: RefSeq, a predicted model, not a curated record